Messenger RNA from Blastocystis hominis, 1020 nucleotides. RefSeq lists its product as hypothetical. The record is from RefSeq and is a predicted model, not a curated record. NCBI's taxonomy places the organism in Eukaryota, Bigyra, Opalinata, Blastocystidae. The transcript is spliced from 7 exons. Gene Ontology annotation, cellular component: cytoplasm; nucleus. Gene Ontology annotation, biological process: snRNA import into nucleus. The coding region runs from base 1 to 1020 and encodes 339 amino acids.
AUGUCGCUUCCAAUAAAAUCAAAGUCCUUUUCCAUGCUGCAAGAGAAAAGGAGGAAAUUGCAGCUAGACAUGGCGAAACAGCGCAGAGAUCAGCUUAUUUCAAAGAAAAGGGAACAGCUGUUGUGGGAAAGUCUCUCCGCAGGACAAAAGGGAUCCUUUCCGCAAAUUCAACAGAAAGACAAGCGAAAAGAGGAAGCUGUCCGUGAUCAGAAUCGCAGACGCCAGUUUUGUCAAACACUCUGUAUCCCGGAAUGGAUGGUCGAGGUUCCAAACGAUCUAGCAAGAAACUGGAUCGUGAUGCCUCGUCCUGAAGGUCAUCGCUACUUGGUGUCUUGCAAACGAGGCAAAGCGUCGAUUCGAAGUCUGAGUGGCUACACAAAAAACAUAAAAACAAAUCUUCCUGGAGGACAAAUGAACUUUUCUGGGAAUUGCAUUCUGGAUGUGAUCAUUGCCGAUACGUGUGUCUAUGCAAUGGACAUCCUCGUGUUUAACUCCACCGAAUACUCCGAGUCUGAGGCUGAAUCUCGUUUGUUUACGCUUCACAGUCGAUUAUCCGAAGAAUCAUAUUAUCUCAUUCUCGACAAAAAACAACUUCCCAUCAUCAUCGUUCCCUAUUUCGAGUGUUCCGUCGAGAAUCUCUCCUCUCUGCAUGCAAACACUCUCCAUGUUCCGCUCAACGGACUUCUUUUCUUAGACCGCUUUGGAAAGAUGGAAGAAGGCUGCACGCCGCUCCAACUCCUCUGGAAAGACGCCCAAACCGCGACAUACGUGAUCAACACAGACGCGCAGGGCGCAAUCCUCGCGAAUCAAAGCGUCACACUCCUCUACAAGGAUCGUUCUCUUCGCUCGUUGGAAGGGUUUGUCGUCGUCGAGGGCGAGUUGCCUUCGUUUGACGACGACUCGCUUCUUCGCUGCACUGUGGGAGGCGUUCGCGCGGAUUCGGAGCGUCAGCAGUGGCAGUUAGUGGACGUGAACGUUGUGGGGUAUGCUUCCUACUCGAAAACAUUGCCGGAUUCGUAG